AUGGAGGACGUGAAAGAACAGGAGAAGGCGGAGGAGCAGGAGCAGCGCGAAAAGGCCCAAGCCAAGCAGGCCCGGCCAUCGCCUGGACCCUCCAGCACCCAGCGCUCCCUGGAGGCCCUGAAGGCCCUUCAGUUAGAGAUGGAGCCCCUGAACGCCAAGGCCAGCAGGGCCUAUUUUCGCCUGAGGCAUAAGCAGGUGCAGAGUCGGAAGCCUUACCUGGACCACAGAAGCGCCAUCAUCCAGGGCAUCCCAGGAUUCUGGGUUAAAAUUGCGAACCACCCCCAGAUGUCAGCUAUGAUCAGGGUGGAAGAUAAAGACAUGCUCCGCUACUUGAACAAUCUGAAGGUGGAGAAGCUCAACCAUCCUAAUAACCGAUGCAAAAUCACAUUUUUCUUUCGGAGGAACCCCUAUUUUCAGAAUGAAGUCAUCUACAAGGAAUACGACAUUACCAUCAGUGGAUAUAUAGCAUCUUACUCCACUCCAAUCCAGUGGCUCCAGGGUUAUGAACGUGAGGCUUACAAGCGCAGGCAUCAUGAUACCAGCGUUAACUUCUUCAACUGGUUCUCUGGUCCCAGCUUCCCAGCGUACAACAGGAUUGCUGAGAUCAUCAGUGAAGACCUGUGGAUUAAUCCCCUGCAGUACUACCUAGGGGAGGAAGAAACCCGGACAGGAAGGUGGAGAGAAAAACAGAAUGCCCCUGAGGGGCAGGCCGUGUCCUGCGCUUGUGCUGUCUCAGAAGCCGUGGUCAUCUCCUCCACUCCCAGUCCAAAGCUCAGUGCCAAGGUUCCCCGGCUGGGACGCCGCACUCCAGGCUCCAGAAUUAGUCACUGCCUCCCAGUGACUUCUCCUCCUGUCAGCCGCAUUGCUGCGCUGCUGGGGUACACUGGCUGGGCUUCCCCCGAAGUCACUUCUGGGGGUUAG
This is a messenger RNA of Loxodonta africana (African savanna elephant), 921 nucleotides long. Its product is annotated as testis-specific Y-encoded protein 3-like. Lineage: Eukaryota; Metazoa; Chordata; Mammalia; Proboscidea; Elephantidae. Gene Ontology annotation, cellular component: nucleus; chromatin. The coding region runs from base 1 to 921 and encodes 306 amino acids. The transcript has 6 exons. The record is from RefSeq and is a predicted model, not a curated record. Gene Ontology annotation, biological process: nucleosome assembly. Gene Ontology annotation, molecular function: chromatin binding; histone binding.